CUGCUCCCCGUUCUAGAUGAUGCAACUUCUCGCAACGACCAACUGUUUAAUUGGGGCUGCUGCUUUGUUCGUUUCUCUUUGCACCUGCCCCUCUUUGCUGACCCUGCUACGGGCAACGGGAAAACCAAGAAGAGAAAAAAAAAAGGGAAGGGUGAUCCAUGGCGGGGAGGUCGAGGUACAACGACAACCCUUUCGAGGAGGGCGGCGCCGAGGAGGUCAAUCCUUUCGCGGACAAAGCUACUAGAGGAGCACCAGCUGUUCAAUCCAAUUAUUCCGGAGGUUCAUUCUACACAACACAAUCACGUCCUACUCCUCCCAGCACCCGUCUUUCGCCUCUUCCUCCAGAGCCAGCCGACUUUUACAAUGAUUUCGCUACCCCUGUGGACAUUCCAAUUGACACAAACAAGGACAUGAAGACAAGGGAGAAGGAGCUUCUUGCCAAGGAGGCUGAGUUAAGCAGGCGAGAGAAGGAAAUCAAAAGGAGGGAAGAGGCUGCAGCACGAGCUGGCAUCGUCAUAGAAGAGAAAAACUGGCCUCCGUUUUUCCCCAUCAUUCAUCAUGAUAUCAACAAUGAGAUACCUGUGCACCUUCAGAGAACACAGUAUGUCGCCUUCGCGUCGCUUUUAGGGUUGAUCCUGUGCCUGUUUUGGAACAUCGUCUGUGUUACUGCUGCUUGGAUUAAAGGGGAUGGUCCCAAGAUCUGGUUCCUUGCGGUCAUCUACUUUAUUCUUGGUUGCCCAGGUGCCUACUACCUGUGGUACCGACCACUUUACCGUGCCAUGAGGAAUGAUAGUGCUCUGAAGUUUGGAUGGUUCUUCCUGUUCUAUUUGGUACAUAUCGCUUUCUGCGUGUACGCAGCUGUUUCUCCAUCAAUUCUAUUCGUCGGGAAAUCGUUGACAGGGAUUUUUCCUGCGAUCAGCUUAAUAGGCAAGAGCGCUAUAGUCGGGGUGUUCUACUUUCUUGGCUUCAUAAUGUUCUGCCUCGAGUCAUUGCUAAGCAUGUGGGUCAUUCAGCGUGUGUAUCACUACUUCCGAGGAAGCGGGAAAGAAGCACAGAUGAAGCGUGAGGCAGCACGCAGUGCGGCAAGGGCAGCAUUUUGAUACUGUAAAAAUGUGUCGUGCCUGUAUAUAUUGUUCAUAUUGUAUACCAAUUCACAGUUUAAUCUACAGAGGACUAUUAAAUUGAGGUUCUAAAAACAAGGCUUGUAAAUUGAGAGACAUGUAGGAUUGCAGUUGUCCUAUUAAAAAUUUCUUCUUUAUUUUCAGAUAAUUGCUAAAAAAUGAUUUUAGGCUA
Brachypodium distachyon (stiff brome) is the source of this 1293-nucleotide messenger RNA. RefSeq names its product secretory carrier-associated membrane protein 4. The coding region runs from base 159 to 1100 and encodes 313 amino acids. Gene Ontology annotation, biological process: protein transport. Gene Ontology annotation, cellular component: trans-Golgi network membrane; recycling endosome membrane. The transcript is spliced from 13 exons. The record is from RefSeq and is a predicted model, not a curated record. Lineage: Eukaryota; Viridiplantae; Streptophyta; Magnoliopsida; Poales; Poaceae.